CCCCCGUAACCCUCUCAGCUAUGUAUGCGCAACAUCAAACACGACUGGCCCAACUCCCUAUUUUCGCCGUGAUGCCCGCUUCCCCCCUCCACCACCUCCAGGACGCCGCUUCGUGAAGUCGGCCAGCGGGCGCCAUGUCGUCGUUUCCCGUCAUCGACGAGAAGCGCGUCUUUGCGCUCUCCAGCGCCAUCAGCUCCAAUCUGAUUCGGCUUCGGCAGUCGAUUGACGGACUUCGCCAACUCCACGACCAGUGGAAAGACAGCAAUGCUUCCUUUAUCAAUCUGAUCGCGCAGUUGACGGCGCUCAAGUCGAGCCUCGGCGAGAUGCACGACUGGAUCAACUACGCCAUUCAGGAUAUGCAUCCCCAGCUCCUCAGCGACUUGGAUGUUUUGAUGGGAUCCUGCGAGGUUCUGGUGCGCAGAUUGGAUCGGCUGAUCGCACAGCUAGAGCAGCCGGAUCAGGAACAUGUCGACUUUGCGCUUAAGAUGAAGCUGGCUGUAGGGAGUAGGUCAAUGAGACGACUGCAGAACGUUGCCAAACGGCAGACUGACGCCGUUCACCUGCUCCUGGCUGCUUGCAAAUGUCACACAACAGCCCAGAGGAAGAUUCUCCUGCAUAAAAGCAGGCAGAUAAGAAAAGAAGACGCGUCAUCGCUUUCCACCCUGGCGAGGACAUCGAGAUGGGAUGGACAAUGCAUCAAGGCACUAACAAGCAUCUCCCGCAUGAUUCAAUGGUUUCGUAUUGUCUUCUACAUCAAGCUUCUCGGGAGAUCGGGAGACCACGUGCCGACUGAACAGGAUUAUGCCGACGCUGCAGCCGCCAUUCGGAGUCAGGCUAUUGACCGCGAGUUGGAGGAAGAUGCAACUUGGCUGCGGCGGGAGACGAAAAUCGUCCUCCAGGGGGGCGAAAAUACAGGUAAAGAGCUCAUAAUGAGACAAAUGAAAGUCCUCUACGCAGGCGGCUACCCCGUAGAAGAGCGCCUCAGCUACAAAGGCAUGGUCCGGCAGACUGUUUGGCAACUCAUGCACGCCAUCAUUGACCUCCUCAAGGACACCGGAGUCAAUCUCUCCGACGAGCUAAACCGGGACUUCGCCAUGCUCCUUCACGAAUUCGAAACCGUCGAUAUAGCCACCAACGGCCCAACACCGGACGGCGUCCGUGCCGUCCUCAACAUCUGGACCAGCGAAACCUUCUCCACCCUCUAUGUCCGCAACUUCGAAAUCGACUUCCCCCCGUAUGCAUCCUACUUUGCGCGUGAGAUUGAGCGUAUCUCGGCCCCGGAUUACAUCCCUUCGGAAGCAGAUAUUGUGCGUCUCGAUUAUCCUUCGCACAACAUCAAAGAGUUGCGCUUCAAUUGGGACGAACUAGACGUCCACCUCUUCAGCAUGGGUAGAAGUUUUCCUCAUCAUUUCCGCAACCGCUGGCUUCACCAAUUCGAAAACGCUACUGCACUUAUUUUCACCGUGGACGUGAGCGUCUACGACCGCGUUCUCCUCGAGGAUCCGGCGACAUCACGACUCACCCUCGAGUUCGAGGCGUUUUACGGUUUUGUCAUGGCAUCCCUGUUCGCGAAUUCAUCCGUCAUUCUGUUGUUGAACAACUUCACCCGUUUCCGAAACAAACUUCGCCAUUCACCGCUCGAGCACUUCUUCCCCGACUACCGCCCUGGAGUCAGCACCCUCAUCAACAACAGCAGCAACAACAGUAACCCCAAGGACCAGGAACAGCAGGAGCUAGCCGCUCGCCAAUACAUACUUCGCCGGUUCAAAGACAUGAAUAAGAACAAGCUGAGCAUAUACAGCUUCUGGGUCGAUCUGGAUAUGGGGGAUAAUGCGCAUCUGUAUGCGGCGUUGAAGAAGACAUUGGGGCAUAUUCAGAUGAGGAGGGCGAGGAGCGAGGUUUGGAGUGAAGAGGGACGAAGUGCGGCAGAGGGGAGUGUGGGUGGGGCGAGGAGUCCGACCAUAGGGAGCGGUGGGAGGAAGGGGUCGAUCUAAGUAAGAGAACCUGCGUUUAUAUGGCGCUAGGAGCGACGACUUUCGCUACGUUGAUGCCUUUGAUUCCCUGGGGAUGGCUUGGGUGGAUCGGAUCACAUUAUACCAGGCCUCGGGUUCUCGGCGGCCAUGUUGCUUUUCCUCUUCGUUGGUUUCCAUUUCUCCUUCCUUUCCCUCUUCCUCAUGCUCGAAUAACGCGGAUUAGCUCCAUACUUUCACUUUUUUCUUGGCAUAUAUCCCUCCUAUCCGUAACUAAUUUCUGUAUUAUGACGACGAUGACGAUGACAUUAUAUACUUUAAUAUUGAUGCUUGCACAUCAACUCUCUCCUUUCUGAGAUGACCGAUUUUUCAUGGACAGGAGCGAUUGCAUGCUCGCCUUGAAAUGUAGGCGGAAUGAAUGGUCACA
Molecule: messenger RNA, 2397 nt
Organism: Westerdykella ornata
Lineage: Eukaryota; Fungi; Ascomycota; Dothideomycetes; Pleosporales; Sporormiaceae
Exons: 2
Coding region: 135-1994 (619 amino acids)
Biological process (GO): adenylate cyclase-activating G protein-coupled receptor signaling pathway
Cellular component (GO): heterotrimeric G-protein complex
Molecular function (GO): GTPase activity; G protein-coupled receptor binding; guanyl nucleotide binding
Source: RefSeq, a predicted model, not a curated record